AGAAUUUUGAAAAUUGAGACAUAUACGGAUCACCUCCAAACUCUGUAAUCAGUAAAGGAACAACAAAAACAAAUCAAAAUUUUCCUUUUUCUAAUUCACUUUCUGAACCAAAAAUUAAAAAAAUAGUAAAAAAGAGAAGAGAGAAAUGAGCAAUGCAGAACCAGAACUUCUCACCAUCAAUCCUCUUGAGCUCAAAUUCCCAUUUGAGCUGAAGAAGCAGAUUUCUUGUUCCCUUCAAUUGUCAAAUAAAACUGAAAAUCAUGUUGCUUUCAAGGUUAAAACAACGAAUCCCAAGAAGUAUUGUGUUCGUCCAAACACAGGCAUUGUUUUGCCUCGAUCCACUUGUGAUGUCAUCGUAACAAUGCAAGCACAGAAAGAGGCCCCUGCUGACAUGCAAUGCAAGGAUAAGUUUUUACUCCAGAGUGUGGUCGCAAGUGCUGUUACCAAUCCAAAAGACAUCACCCAAGAAAUGUUCAAUAAGGAGCCUGGACGCAUUGUAGAAGAGUGCAAAUUGAGAGUGAUUUAUCUUCCCCCACCACAACCACCAUCGCCCGUGGCAGAAGGAUCAGAAGAAGGUUCUUCACCAAGACAGUCCUUGACAGAGAAUGACCAACAAAAUGGUUCUGAGCUUACACGAACAUUCCUUGAAACUCAUGACAAAUCUUCAGAGGCAAAGUCAGUCAUUUACAGAUUGACAGAGGAGAAAGCUGGUGCUCUACAUCAGAGCAACAGACUUCGUCAAGAAUUGGAAUUUCUGAGGCGCGAUAUCAGCAAAAGUCGCAGCGGUGGCGUUUCCUUCAUGUUUGUCAUCAUUGUUGGCUUGUUGGGUGUAACUUUGGGCUACAUUCUCAAAAGUUAAUGAGCAGUCAAUGAGAUUUUCAAUUAAAUUGUUUGUUUCUCAAUCUCAGAGAAGCAUUGAGGAGAAAAAAGAGAGACUGGCCAAUGAUUGAAACAAUAGUGAUUUUGUCUUAGUUUAGCUGCACUCUUUAGUAGGAUAAGGUUGUCUAGCUGGUCUUUGAUUUGCCUGAAAUCUCUCUGUUAACUCACCAAGGAUUAUUGAUGAUUAUUCUAGCUUGAAAAGAUGUCCUAUGAACUUUUGUAUCUACUAGAUAAAGUAGUCUAAUCUUCUUCUCUUGUUGUGAAGAUCAGGGAGGAAUAUGCACCACAUGGCAUUUUUUGAGGCCACCUUUUAAAUUAUCUCCUUCGGGCUA
Messenger RNA from Lycium ferocissimum, 1211 nucleotides. Its product is annotated as vesicle-associated protein 1-2-like. Gene Ontology annotation, cellular component: plasma membrane; endoplasmic reticulum membrane. The coding region runs from base 146 to 859 and encodes 237 amino acids. Gene Ontology annotation, biological process: endoplasmic reticulum membrane organization. NCBI's taxonomy places the organism in Eukaryota, Viridiplantae, Streptophyta, Magnoliopsida, Solanales, Solanaceae. The record is from RefSeq and is a predicted model, not a curated record. The transcript is spliced from 8 exons.